Molecule: messenger RNA, 4124 nt
Organism: Linum trigynum
Lineage: Eukaryota; Viridiplantae; Streptophyta; Magnoliopsida; Malpighiales; Linaceae
Source: the annotation of a GenBank genome assembly
CGUAGCAUCGCGUUUAUAACAGUUGUGGUGACAAGUGGAUUGGUUUGCAUGAUAGCAGCAGGAUGGGAGGGGAGAACCACAAGCAGCGCCCUCGCCCUCAUCUUCAGCCCAAGUUUUCCGGUCAAAGAGUGGUCUCUAAGUCUCGAACUUAUUCCUAACCCUCCUCAGAAACAGAGAAAUAAUCGUGAAAAAGAAAAGGAAAGACAAGAAGUCUCAAUCAAUAAAAAUUCAACCCAUUUCAUCACCAUGAGUUCCAACACAAUGAAGGCGGAAACAAAGACGAGCACGGUGGAUUACCGGUCGUCGGCAGGGCAAGGACAAGGACAAGAGCAGAGGAAAGUGGAGGUGACCCAUCAUCAUCAUCCUUCUCCUCAGCCAAAAUCCAAAACGAGUGGCGGCGUUUUGGCCUCCGCCGCGGAUUCUGUGGCGGGCACGCUCCAAUCUGCUAAGGAAGCCAUCGCCGGAACAACAACGACAACAUCUUCUUCUGACCAAUCCAAAUAAAAAUAUGUAUUUUUAAAUUUGGCCUAAGUUGAUAUCGUUGUUUACUUUAGUACCGCUCUGCCACUUUUUCUGUUUAAUUUGACAAGAAAAACAAUAGGCUGUGGUUCCAAGCCGAAUAAUGAGGUUCCAUUUUUUCGACUUUGUGCCAUAAAUUCUUUGUUUUAUUUAGGAUUCAAAAACAUUUGUUAUGUUUUGAAAUUGUCCAUAUUUUCACUUUGCCUCUCUUUCAGCAACAUUUUCCAUCCGAGGUAGCCAAGUUGCUAACUCUCUUCUAGAAAAUGUGAAAACCCAAGAUGUGUUCAAGUUUAGACGAUUUUUAUAUUUAUUAUUUUUUAUGAAAAAGAAGGUUGAUGUUUUUGGAUGACAUCUCGUAACAAUAUGACUAAUGUCCACCAUGGACCUAUUCUCAAUCUUACGUUUUUCUCGACUAAUAAUUAAUUGGUUUACUAAGAGAAUGUACAACGCGCCAAAGUAGUUAUUUUCGAUCUUGUUGAUUGGGGUUUGAUCAGUUAAGUACAUUAAGACUCUAGUUGGUUACUGGUUACUUUGAGACUAGGGAUGACAAUUUUGCUUAUACACAUGAGCAUUUUACUAUCAAACCUAGUUUUUGGCUAUGAAAUCAAAUAUAUGGUAAAUGAGUAGAGAUUGAUGGGUUUGUACCCAUACUCAUUUAUUUGAGUUGGAUUGGGUUUUUAUUCCAUGAAUUUGGGUUUGUACUUAUAUUCAUUUGCAACUUAGUAGAUCUUUAGAUUUAGUACAUAAUUUUUUUUUUUGCAUAUAAGUCUUCAAAAUAUCGAUGAAAAAUAACAUUGUAGUACCUAAACUUUUUUGUGUUUUACAUUUUAAUACAUAAACUUUUUAAGUUUUACAAAUAGAUCCAAUUUUUGUAUAUGUAGUUAAAACACCUCAAGUAAACUGGUAUCCAGACCCAUUUAGAUUAUGGAAGCAAUAUCAAUACUCAACCCAAACCCAUCUAUAAACUCCCAAACCCAUAGAUACUUCACCCAUACUCUACCGAUAAUCAAGGAGUCUACUUGGAUUUGAGUAAAAUUAUUCAUGGAUGGGUAAUUGUCAUCCCUAUUAGAAAUGUCUCGUCAAAUUUUGCUUAUGUCUUUAGGAAGAAGGUGAAGAGCUCUACUCUGCCAGGAAGUCUUGUUUGUUUGUAAUUAGCGGCUAUUAAGCUCGACCACAUACAAAUGAGUCACAAAUAUUAGAAACAGGUAAACUAGAACUGUAACUAGCAGCACCUCCUCCUUCACGAGUUAUGCAAAAUUUACCCUAUAACACCUGUCUCCACUUUACAACUGACUUCUUUUUGGCAUAUUUACUCUCAAACUUGUUGAAUUGAAAAAUGUUGCAGGAGUCUGCCUAACUGCCCCUAUGCGUUAACAUUACUUCUGAAUUGAAACCAAGGCCUUAAUCUACGAAGCUUCCUCUACAACCAAGGCCUUAACUUACUCUCAACUUUUUGGUCCUGUAAUUUGUUCACCCAGAAAUUUGUACAUCCAAUAGAUCAUGAUGAACUCGUCCCUUCUGUGCAAACCUUUUCAAAAACGAAUUAAAAACGAAGAAGAUACCAUAUGGUAUGCAGUUGGUACCGAGAGGCCAUAAUUUUUUUUUCUCAAAAAAUAUUGAAAAUUGAUCUCAUUUUUGAGAGCACGAUGAACUCGUUCCAUCUGUGAAAAAAAAAAUUAAAAUCCGAGUUAAAACAAAAAAGAUAUGAGUCAAUUAAGAAAACUAGAAAAAAUAAAAAUGAUCUUUAAUUCUCCAUCCUUAAAUCUGAAUUUUCUAAAUAAAGGGUCCAGAUUUGGUUAUUGAUGAGUGCAUAACCCAUGGUUAUGAACCCUAUCUUGAGCCGAGUGAAAAGAGACAAUUGAGAAAGAUGAGGUGUCUAGAAAAUUGGAAUUGGAAGAUCAACAAAGGUUGCAUUUUUUUUUGUUAUUGUAAAUAUUAAGCAAAAUACACCCGGAUACCCAUAAUUAUCAAGUUUGUGACAAUAAUAGUUCAAAAUUUGAAAAAUACAUAGAUAUAGCAACUUUUUUUUAAACUUAUUUGACAAAUCUAGCCAUUUCCGUUCAAAACUUUAACGUCGUUAGUGACUCCGUUAAUAACACGAACGUUACGCUGACGUGGAUGCUAUUUGAACGACACGUCAUCUCAACCUACACAAACCAUGCCACCUGUACGCCAUGUCAUAUUAAAAAUAUUUAUUUUUUGAGAAAAUAUUUUUUUUAUUUUAUUCUCUUGCUUCCCCGCUCAGGCUCUGCGCAAGCGCAAGCGCAACCGCUCAUCUUCUCUGCUCACCUUCUCCGCUUCCUUGUCCGCUCACUCCCUCCGGCGACUCUUUAAUCCAUCCACAUUCUUCCUCUCGCGCACCAAAACAGGCAUGGUUAUCUCCCAUCUUCUUCUCUCGAUCACCGUAUUCCUCCGCCACCGAUGUCCGUCGGCAACGUAGAUCUAUCCCGCAAUCUUCUGCUUCAUAUUCUAUCGCCCAUCCAAUUGUUCUAUCUACCUCGUUUCCCCUCCCCCUCUAAACCCUGAUUUUCCCCCGCUGAGCUCCCUUAUUCCUUUCGUGUUGGGCGGUCGUCGCACAAUUUUUUUGAACUCCCUCAAUAAUUCUAUGGGAAAUGGCUGCUGGGUAAACAAAUCCCCUUCCAUUUCCUUCUUCUAUCCGUUGAUGGACUGGUUAUUGCAAGAGGAUGGUUGGGGAAAUAAAGAAAGGGGUUGUUGAGGUUGAUUUCGGAGGUAGGGUUUAUGUGGAUAUAAUUGUUGGGGGAAUUGCUGGGAUCCAUAUAAUUGUUGGGGGAAUUGAUUAAGCCUGUGAAGUUGGAAGUCUGGUGGUGAGAAGUAGACAAGAAAGAAGAAGAAGAAGAGAGGAAAUCAGAAGGCGGAAGGAAGAAGACGGGUUGUGUGAAUUUUUUAUUUGAUUUUUGGGUUUCUGAUUAGGUCACACAAUUCGCCAAACCAGGGUCAGCGCUCCAGCUUUAGAGCGCCAAAACGCGAAUUAGAGGAAAUUCUUCCAAAAUUCGCGAAUUUUUAUUUGCAGGAGCGCGAAUUUUGGUGGAAAAUUCGUGAAUUUAUUUCACAGAAACAGAGGAGAAGAGAAAGUAGCGGGUGAUGACAAUCGAUUUGAAGAAGGAGAUGUAAUCGCUGGCUAGUUGAUAGAGGAUGCCGAAGUCUGCAUCUGCAAGAGAAUCUUUCAAUUGGAAGAUUUUGAACUUUGUGGAGAACGAUUUCUCAGUUUGGAUCAAUGAUUUCAAACACUGCAUGUACCGGUGGAGCUCGCCUGGGUUUAGAAGACUGGUAGGUUGUAGGGUGAAAAGGGAGAUUUGUCGAUGGGAGGCUGAUGUAGUCUGUGGAUCGACAGGAUUUAAGCUCUGUAGAGUGAAAUUUUAGGUAAUAGUAUGAUCGUCUUUAGAAACGAGAAAGGAUGGAUGGAGCAGGGGGAUGAGUCGGCGACUUUGAUCUAGGUCUCAACUUGGCAGAGUUUCGAUUAGGGUUUCUCAACAGCCCAGUUUGGGCUCAAUCACUUAGUUGGGCCACAGACUCUUUUAUCCGCUAGUUUCCCUGCGCAAUGCAAGAUAUGCCAGUGUUGUGCAUAAUCAAAUAGGCAAUUUAUA